Molecule: messenger RNA, 279 nt
Organism: Mesocestoides corti
Lineage: Eukaryota; Metazoa; Platyhelminthes; Cestoda; Cyclophyllidea; Mesocestoididae
Source: the annotation of a GenBank genome assembly
AUGACGGCGAACUCGCAGUUGCAGGCACGCAGCAACGCGAGUAGCAUUUGGGCAGGCAAAGGUGAAACGACUGCAGACGAGUGGCCGUUGGACCGACCAUACGAUACUCUGAUGCGUGCAGUGCAGUGCGGUGCGUGCGUACGUGUGGCCGCGCGCUCCAGAUACGACAAGGGCGAGAAGGUGUUUGCCAUGGUGACCCUCACCACGCCUAACCUUAUCCAACCACCCACAAACCCACCCACCCACCCUCUUACCCGCUCUCAGAUACUACUUCCAUGA